AUGAAGAUGCCUGCUCUGCCCCUACCCUCUCCACCCCCCUUCUCAGCAGCUUCAGCCUCCGUUCUGUUGGCCUUGUCCCAGAGCCUCCAGUACACCCAGAUCCACACACAGCUGGGAGGAGAAACUGAUCCCAGCGUGAGAACUACACUGACCUCCCACAUAGUCCUUCACUGUGGUCUAUAGCACCACAAGCCAUACUUUGCCAAAUAACCUCAAUCCUACUGUUGCUCCAGUUGAAAAGUCCCCCAGUCCUGCAGUGGAUGCAAAAACCACCAAGACGCGUAAUCCAGUAACUUUUGCCAAGACCCCUAGUCCCGUUACUGUUGCCAAGACGCCUAGUCCUGUAACUGUUGCCAAGACGCCUAGUCCUGUAACUGUUGCCAAGACGCCUAGUCCUGUAACUGUUGCCAAGACGCCUAGUCCUGUAACUGUUGUCAAGACGCCUAGUCCUGUAACUGUUGCCAAGACGCCUAGUCCUGUAACUGUUGCCAAGACGCCUAGUCCUGUAACUGUUGUCAAGACGCCUAGUCCUGUAACUGUUGCCAAGACGCCUAGUCCUGUAACUGUUGCCAAGACGCCUAGUCCUGUAACUGUUGCCAAGACGCCUGGUCCUGUAACUGUUGGCAAGACGCCUGGUCCUGUAACUGUUGCCAAGAUGCCUGGUCCUGUAACUGUUGCCAAGACGCCUGGUCCUGUAACUGUUGCCAAGACGCCUGGUCCUGUAACUGUUGCCAAGACGCCUGGUCCUGUAACUGUUGCCAAGAUGCCUAGUCCUGUAACUGUUGCCAAGACGCCUAGUCCUGUUCCGGUUGCCAAGAGCCCCAGUCCUCUUCCGGUUGCCAAGAGUCCCACUCCUAAAAUGAACACCCUUCCUCCCUUAGCCCCCGUUGCUCCAUCUUCCCCACCGAAGGAGAACCAGUCAAACACACCUGCUGCUCAGCCCCCAGAGCACACUACUGCAUGUACUGAGUUGGGGAUAAUGUGUAAAUGUCGGGAGUCCUUGCUGGAGGACUCCCUCAACAGAUUGCUGUACUUCGAGUUGACUCAACCAGAGGGAGAAGUGGAGCAUGCCAAGGAGACCCAUCAGGACAAAGAGGAGCUUUAUGCCAUUGCAGGAGACGAGUAA
Coregonus sp. 'balchen' is the source of this 1126-nucleotide messenger RNA. NCBI's taxonomy places the organism in Eukaryota, Metazoa, Chordata, Actinopteri, Salmoniformes, Salmonidae. The record is from the annotation of a GenBank genome assembly.